UUCGCGGAGCAGAGCGACACUUUUUUUUUGCCAGAUUCAUUCAUUUUGUGUAAAAACGUAUCGAAUGAGCCUAAUUUCAUCGAUAUCGCACUAAGGCUUGAUCACAAUAUGGAAACUAAUAAUACGAAUCCAUCUGUUGAGAUACAAAUCCAGGAGACAUUAAUUUCCAUCCAUGGCGUUAGUCUGAAAAUAAAGAAAGAGCUGGAGGUGAUCAAGGAACUUACGAAGGAAAACGGACACCUGUGUACAGUAGUCAAUGCUGCAAAUCAAACAUUGUCCAAGAAAGUUCAAAAAAUAGGAGUGAACGUGGCAGAGAUUAUCCAUGAGAGCAAACGUGAUAACAGACUAGAAUCAGAUUUACUGGAUUCAAUCACAAAUGUCAGGGAGAAGUUGGAUCAAAUAAGUAAAUAA
Messenger RNA from Trachymyrmex septentrionalis, 411 nucleotides. RefSeq lists its product as uncharacterized. Lineage: Eukaryota; Metazoa; Arthropoda; Insecta; Hymenoptera; Formicidae. The annotation marks the transcript as partial. The record is from RefSeq and is a predicted model, not a curated record. The transcript has 3 exons.